Messenger RNA from Suricata suricatta (meerkat), 3356 nucleotides. RefSeq names its product BRCA1 associated ATM activator 1 (gene BRAT1). Gene Ontology annotation, biological process: DNA damage response; cell population proliferation; positive regulation of protein phosphorylation. The record is from RefSeq and is a predicted model, not a curated record. The transcript has 13 exons. Gene Ontology annotation, cellular component: nucleus. NCBI's taxonomy places the organism in Eukaryota, Metazoa, Chordata, Mammalia, Carnivora, Herpestidae. The coding region runs from base 482 to 3142 and encodes 886 amino acids.
GACGCGGAGCUGGCGAGGGGCGCUCCCGGGCUGGGGUGCCGGACCGGCGGAGUCGGGACGGGGGGCUGGUGGCCCUGGGGCAUCCUGGGGCCAGCCGGACCGCGGCCGCCGCCUAGUAUCCCCUUCGGGCGGCGAGGUCCCCAGGGAAGUCUCCCUCCUCAGGGACCUAGGCUCACCGGGGACGCGCAGACCCACUCCCGGCCGCGACAAGAGCCAGUGACCGCCUCCAUCUCCCGUAGGAGUCCUCCCUGACCGCGCGGCCAACGGGCUCCCCGUCCCCUCCGAGGCGGGACACGCAGGUGCACACCCCAACACGGGAGGGACCGACCCGGCACGGAGUGCCAUCCGUCCGCUCUGCACACUGCUGGCUGCGAGGUUGUCCGAUGCAGACCCGCUGACCCCGGGAGAGACGCUCUUCCCCUGUCCGCGCGCCCGCACCCCGUUUUGGCCCACGCGCUGUUUGGGCGUCUCCAGCCUCAUCAUGGACCCAGAGUGCUCCCAGCUCCUCCCGGCUCUCUGUGCCGUUCUGGCAGACCCCAGGCAGCCCGUGGCAGAUGACACCUGUUUGGAGAAGCUGCUGGACUGGUUUAAAACCAUUGCUGACGCCGGGUCCAGCCUGCUGUUGUUACAGGAGAACCCGUGCCUGGUGACACUGCUGUGCCCUGUGCUGAAGCCCCAGGACCUGAGUCCCCGAGUCCUUGCCUUCUUGCUGCGCCUGGCAGGCAUCCUUGCUGCCCAGGAGGAUUGCUUCCAGCACCUGCAGCAGGGGGACUUGCUGCCCAGGCUCUUUGGGGAGGCAGGACCCCUGGGAGGAGCCGCCUGGACCGCCCCCACUGUGCGCAGCGGCUGGAUCCAGGGCCUGUGCUCCCUCACGCAGCACCCCAGUGCCCUGUGCUUCCUGGCCCACAGCGGUGCCGUUGACACCAUCUUCUCCCUGCAGGGAGACUCCAGCCUGUUUGUGGCCUCGGCAGCUGGGCAGCUCCUAGUGCACAUCCUGGGCUUGUCGAUGCAGGCCCCCGCUGAGGGACACCCCAGCCUGCAGCCUGCCCAUUGGCCAGCAUGUGCCCAGAAGAUCGUGGGUCACAUUGAGGAGUCCUUGCGCGCCACGGCCACCCCGCAGGUCACACAGGCUCUAAAUGUCCUGACCACCAUGUUCAGCCACUGCCAUGACCCUUGGACGCAAGUCCUGUGGGUGCAUUUGAGUCCCCUUGUGGCCUGUCUGCUCGAGAAAGACCCCGUCCCCGCUGCACACUCGCUCGUGGACCUCCUCCUCAGCGUGGCCCGUUCUCCUGUGCUGAGUUCGUCAAGCUGUGGCCUGUGGGACACUUUGGCACAGACUCUGAGCCGCCUGCGUGCCUCCCAAGCAGGGCCGUUGGCUUUGGGGAUCCUGAAACUGCAGGAGUGUCCAAAGGCGCUGAGGGCCCAGGCCUUUGCUGUCCUCCUCCAGCCCCUGACCUGUGUCCUUGAAGCCACCACUCAGGCCCCCGGACUUCCAGGAAGCUCUGGGCCUGGUCUCCAGUGUGGGGUGGCAGCCAUAGGGCCGGUGGCCAGCAGCGAGGCCUGCGCUGGCCGCGGGGGAGAUCCCACUGAUGGAGAGCUGCCCCUGGCUUGGCCUCCAGGCUCAGUGGGUGGCACCGCAGAUGCACCCCUGACUGCGGGCAUGCUGCUCCCCUCCAAGGCGGCCUGCGUGGGUCUGCUGUGCCAGACUCUGGCGCACCUGGAGCUGCUGCAGCCACUGGUAAGUGGAGCCCCGGCCUGCGGGGGUGGCGGCGGGGCUUGGCCUGCACCAACCCUCCCUCUCUCCCAGCCCCAGCGCCCCUCACCCUGGCCUUGGGCACCCCUGCUUAGCGCCGCAGUGACCAUCCUGCGGCUCUGCAAUGGUUCGGCGACCCCCACCUCCGACACAGGGACCCACCUCUGUGCGUUCCUGGCGGGCUGCGUGCGGGUCCAACGAGCGGCCCUCGAUUUCCUGGGGACGCUAUCUCAGGGGACAGGUCCCCAAGAGCUGGUGACGCAGGUGUUUGCCAUCCUUCUGGAAUACCUCACAAGCCCAGACUCCAGCCCCACGGUUCUGAAGAAGGCCUUCCAAGCCACACUCCAGUGGCUCCAGAGCUCCCCCAAGCCCUCUGGCGGUGGUGAUUUGGAACCCCAUGCCCAGCUCUUCUUGAGAGAACUGCUCCCCGUGCUGCCUAAGCGCCUGUGCAGCCCCUGCUGGGACGUGAGGGACUCUGGCCUCGAGUUCCUGACUCAGACCGUCCGGCGCUGGGGAGGGCAGGCUGGCUUCAGACACGCGCUCCUCGCUUCCGAGGUGCCCGAGCUCACCGAGCAGCUCCUGCGAGAUCCUGAGAGUUACGUCCGGGCAAGCGCAGUGGCCGCCAUGGGGCAGCUCUCCAGCCGGGGGCUGCACAUCAUCCCCGCCAGCCCUGGGCACCCAGGGGCCCAGCAGAGCCUGCUCGAGGAGCUCCUACACAUCCUGUCCACAGACUCAGAGGGCUUCCCCCGGAGGGCCGUCAUGCAGGUCUUCACCCAGUGGCUGAGGGACAGCCACGCCGACGUGGCGGCAGACACGGAACACUUUGUGGCCAGGGUGCUCCGGGUGGCGAGCCAGGAUCUGGACUGGGAGGUCCGGGCCCAGGGCCUUGAGCUGGCGCUGGUGUUCCUGGAGCAGACGCUGGGCCAACCCAGCUCCUCCUGUCCCUAUGCCAUGACCCCACCCGCUGCGGCCCCACCUAGCUUGGUGGCCCAGGCCCUGCAGCCAUUCUGCCGAGUGCAGCUCUUUGACUUUGCCUUUCGUGCCUUGUUUGACUGUGACCGACCUGUGGCUCAGAAGUCCUGUGACCUUCUCCUCUUCCUGAGGGCCAAGACUGCUUCCUACAGCGACCAGCAGGGCUCCAGCAGCGGCCCUGAUGUGGCCUCCCUGGAGGCUGCCCUACAGAGGUGGCAGGCGGGCGAUCAGGGCCAGCCCCUGGGGGACCUGGAGCCCGAGGCCGUGGUGGCUGUGCUGAGGUCUCUGGACCUGGAGGGCCUUCGGGGUGCACUGGCGGAGAGCAGCGACCACGCGGAGCAGAGCCCGCUGUCGCUCUUGCAGGACAUGCUGGCCACGGCGGGCAUCCUGGGGGAGAAUGAGGCAGACUGCUACUGAGGCCACCUGGUGGCAGCCUCCCUCCCUUCCCCUGUGUCACGUCCCUUCUGCAGGACCUGGUCGUCCUGAGAGCUCUAGCCUGGCCUGGCUGCACGAGGGACCCUUUGGGGAGGCCAGGACCAGGUGGGCCAGCAAGGUUGAAGAGUCCAUUUUGAUGUAUUAUUAAAGAAGAGGCUUAUUUUUUAUUCAAAAUAAACGGCGUUUGGCAGUGCCA